AUGGACUGCUUCCAGGACUUCUGCCUCUUCUGUGACCGCGAAUCACUCGAUGGCCCAUACUGCUCGCAACAAUGCAAACUCGCAGACCUUGAGAAGUCGAGCAAUUCGAUCCCCAGCUCACCAACAUCACCGACUUCUUCAUACAAGCUCGCACCGGCCUACAACUUCCAGCCACAACGGACUCCAGGCCACGAUGCACAUGCACCCACGAGUCAAUCAUCCCGCCCCCGCUCCAACUACUUCAUGUGGACCGAACAAAGCAACAACGACGCACGGCAACUGACUCCGUCGUCCUCAAGGACGUCACUAUCAUCGACAUCGAGCAACGCUACAACGGCCGGUGGCUACUCGGCCAAUGCAAAACAACAACUACACGACUACUUUUCUUCUUUCGACCAAGCCAGGGCAGCGAAACGACGAUCAAGCCUCAGAUGA
Messenger RNA from Fulvia fulva, 435 nucleotides. RefSeq lists its product as uncharacterized. The transcript has a single exon. Lineage: Eukaryota; Fungi; Ascomycota; Dothideomycetes; Mycosphaerellales; Mycosphaerellaceae. The coding region runs from base 1 to 435 and encodes 144 amino acids. The record is from RefSeq and is a predicted model, not a curated record.